Molecule: messenger RNA, 1113 nt
Organism: Phytomonas sp. EM1
Lineage: Eukaryota; Euglenozoa; Kinetoplastea; Trypanosomatida; Trypanosomatidae
Source: the annotation of a GenBank genome assembly
GUACAAAGUGGCAUAAAAGGGAGCCUACAAUUAGAACAUAGAGAGUAUUAUUAUUUUUAUCAACACUAAAUAGACUCAGUUCCACGCGCGCAUCUCCAGUUCACCUCCGUAAUCAAAUGGAUUACACUGAUUUAUACCUGUGGCGCAAUAAGGCAAACCUGUUGCAGAGAGAGGGCAUGAACACACCGCAGCAAAAGAUGGGGGACCCCAUACCAUCCUCGACUUUAAACCUCAAGGGUGUUGCUCGGAGCAUUGAUCAGUUUGUGGGAGGCACGCUAUCAUCCCAAGAGUAUACGGAAAAGCUCGAGGCUUUGGAGCAGCGUGUGAGUGGCUUUGAUGAAAAGAUCGUGAAUUUGAUACAGUUGAUGAAGCUUUCCCAGAAACUCACCGAGGAGAAGAACGCGGAAUUGCGUCAGGAGAACCAAGAGCUACGGGAGCGCAUGGAACGGCAGGAGCACGCGAUAAAUCAAGUGUUGCACGAGCUAACAGUUUUAAACAAUACAAUGUCGUCGUCUUUAAAGGAGGCAAUAGAAAGGGUCCAAAGCAGCACCGAAACGCAGAUUUCAACGCAUGUAGAACGUGCGCUUGAAAAGGUUGCAUUUCUAACACAGGAGUUGGAUGUAGUGCGAACCGGCGCCACCAGUCUAGAAGAGCGUCUCGACGAGGUCAGCAAUGCACAAAGCAAGUCUUUGGAGACGUGGACGGUGGAGUUGGACACCAUCAAAGCGUGGGCAAAACGCAACUUCCAGAGGCUAAAGCAACACAUGGAUCAGAUUUGCUCUGAGACCUCGGUCAUCAAGGGAGAGCAUGAAGAGCUGUCCGCACGUAUCCAGGAAGUGAGUUGUAAAGCUGACAUAGAAUGUAAGAGAUUGCAACUUAUCCUUCGGCAAAAGUCAAAUGAGGCAGAGGCGCUGGAAUCGUUGGUGAAUAAGGAGCUUCGUAAUGUUCGAAUAGUGGCUCGUAAGCAUGAAAUUCUUCGUUCAUCAGACCUUACACCAGUACCACGGGAGAGCAUUAAAAAAGCGACUUUAUGCGAAGAACUUAAAUUCCCUAACAGGAUUGAGGCUAGUGAUAAACCAUAGGACAACAUCGUUUAGCUUUGCUCAUUCAAAU